This is a messenger RNA of Cyclocybe aegerita, 1785 nucleotides long. The record is from the annotation of a GenBank genome assembly. NCBI's taxonomy places the organism in Eukaryota, Fungi, Basidiomycota, Agaricomycetes, Agaricales, Hemipholiotaceae.
AUGUACUCUCACCGCCGUACCGUCGCUCUUUUCUUCCUCACUUUCUCGCUAUUCGGCAUCGGGGAGGCGGCACCGAAACAAUGUCGAUGUCUCUACGGCCAGUCGUGUUGGCCUAACCAAUCUGCCUUCGCUGCUUUGAGCAGACAAAUCUCCCAACCGCUCAUUAAUCCUGUACCACCGGCAUCUGCAUGCUACCCGGCCUCUUCGCCUUCAGGGGACUGCGCUGCAGUUCUCACAAAUUUCCAAGACGGGCUUUGGCGAGCUGACCAGCCGGGUGCGAUGCAGAGCCCUGCAUUCGAGACGUACACGCUCCGCAACGGCACGAUCGAAGGCUGCUACUCCAACACUACCUUGGGGCUGCCGUGUCUUCAAGGUAAUGUGCCGCCCGUCGGCGUCGAUGCCCGAACGGUCGGAGACGUUCAGGCUGCAGUCGUGUUUGCGAGGAAGAACAACCUUCGGCUUGUGAUCAAGAACUCUGGGCACGACUACCUCGGUCGAAGUGCUGGCCGGGGAGGAUUCAUGUUAUGGACUCACCACCUCAAAGAGAGGUCGUUCAACGCUCGUUUCAUUCCUCAGGGUGCACCUCGAAGUCAAAGGAAGACCUAUCAAGGUGAGUUGCUUGCCCAUCAAUCUAGCCCCUGUCUUAUCUUGUUCAUAAAAUCCAGCGGUCACUUGGGUUCUGGCGUUCAAUGGGGUGAAGCAUAUGACUACGUCAACCAGCAAGGGAGAUUCAUUCUCGGUGGUCUCUCUCUGGAUGGCACCGUCGGCGCGGCAGGCGGAUGGAUUCUUGGCGGUGGUCAUAGCACCUUCUCUUCGACCUUCGGAUUUGGUGUCGACAACGUCCUCGAGUUCAAAGCCGUCCUCGCUGAUGGGAAAUUCGUCACCGUCAACGCGUACCAGAACACCGACCUCUUUUGGGCUAUGCGCGGCGGCGGUGGAGGAACCUUUGGCGUCCUUACGUCCGUCACGUACCAAACGCACCCCAUUUUCCCAUUUGCACAGUCUGCAUUGACGGCCGCGUUCGCAACACCAAGCAUCGCCCAAAGCGUUCUCACAGAGUUCGUCAAGCUCCAACCCAAGCUCGCAGACCUCGGCUGGGGCGGCUUUACCUUCAUCACACCUGCCGGUAUCCAGAUAAACUACGUAGCGCCCAACAUCGACGUCGCUAAGGCCAACGCCACAUUUUCCCCUUUCGCCGACUUCGUCCUGAAUGCUACACAGGGCGCAGCCCAAGUCGGUUACACAUCCUUCGCCAACUUCCCCGAUUAUUUCAACGUGGUCUUCACUGGAAGUCCUCCCCAAGUCGGCUUCCCAACUGAGCUCACGGCUCGCCUCCUCUCUCGCUCGAUGGCAGAACGCAAUCCGGCAAAGGUUGCACAGGCUAUCUUGGCCAUCAACGACACCGUUGGAGCUUUCUCUGUCGCCGGUGGAGCAUCUUCCAAACCUGAUCCAGAUGCGAUGGCGCUGCACCCCAGCAUGCGUAAAGCCGUAACCAACGUGAUGGCAAGUGUUGUAUGGCCAGAGGGGUCAUCUGGGGCUGUUGUUCAGCAGCAGAUCGAAGUCCUCAAGAAGAAGACUCAAAUUUUGGAUCGCAUAACCACCGAUUCGGCUGCCUACCUCAACGAGGCUUCACUAUACGAGAAAGACUUCAAGAAAUCUUUCUUCGGCUCUCAUUACCCCAAACUUAGAUCAAUCAAAGCGAAGUACGAUCCCCAAUCUCUUUUUGUUGUCCCUCGUGGAGUUGCUUCCGAUGAGUGGGACAGCGAACUACGGUGCCGUCUGUGA